AUGGGAACUCAUCGAAUUAUCAUUGGUCUCGUCACCCUUUGUUGUUUUUGCCUACCUCAUCUCAUUGAAGCUAAACAACCAUUCGGAGUAUACCAACAACAAGUGUUCGUGGAUCAAUCGGGCCAUGGAAAUUUCACGACCAUACAAAAAGCUAUUGAUUCGGUCCCAACAAAUAAUAGUCAGUGGUUCUUCAUCAACGUUAACGCCGGCCUUUACAGAGAGAAAAUAAAGAUACCGUGGGAUAAACAGUUCAUAGUAAUUAUCGGAGCUGGGGAAAGGAUAACGAGGGUUGAAUGGAACGACCAUAACUCGAUUGAAAAAAGCCCUACCUUUGCUACUGAGGCCAAUCACACCGUCGUUAAAAGCAUCACUUUCGUCAAUUCCUACAACUUACCAAGCAAAGGGAAAAUAAACAAUAACCCUAGAGUUGCGGCCGUGGCAGGGUUUAUCGGCGGCGAUAAGUCGGCUUUUUACUCGGUAGGGUUUGCUGGAAUUCAAGACACCUUGUGGGACUCGGGUGGCCGACACUACUUCCACCGAUGCACCAUCCAAGGCGCGGUUGAUUUCAUCUUUGGUAGCGGCCAAUCUAUUUACCAGGUUAUUAAGGCUAAUGAUGAUUUGACUCCUGAGCAUUACCAGUUUUUCCUCUAUCAGCUUCUUCGUGGCCUCAAGUAUAUACACACAGCUAAUGUCUUUCAUCGGGAUCUAAAACCGAAAAACAUAUUGGCCAAUGCUGAUUGCAAACUCAAGAUCUGUGAUUUUGGACUUGCAAGAGUGGCGUUCAAUGAUACACCAACUGCCAUAUUCUGGACUGACUACGUAGCUACUCGAUGGUACCGGGCACCAGAACUGUGUGGAUCCUUUUUCUCAAAGUAUACACCGGCGAUAGAUAUAUGGAGCAUCGGGUGCAUUUUUGCAGAGAUCUUAACAGGGAAACCUCUUUUCCCCGGGAAAAAUGUGGUCCAUCAAUUGGAUCUGAUGACUGAUAUGUUGGGAACUCCAUCUGCCGAAGCCAUUGGAAGGGUGAGGAACGAGAAAGCUAGAAGAUACUUAAGCAGCAUGAGGAAGAAGAAGCCUAUACCUUUUUCGCAUAAGUUCCCACAUGCUGAUCCUCUCGCUCUUCGUCUUCUCGAAAGGAUGUUGGCUUUUGAACCCAAGGACCGGCCUACAGCUGAAGAGGCGCUUGCGGAUGUGUACUUCAAGGGUUUGGCUAAGGUUGAAAGAGAGCCCUCUGCUCAACCUGUCACAAAGUUGGAAUUUGAGUUUGAAAGGCGGAGAAUUACUAAAGAAGACGUGCGAGAGCUUAUAUACAGAGAGUCUCUGGAGUACCAUCCAAAGAUGCUGAAAGAAUACUUGGAUGGAUCAGAGCCAACUAACUUUAUGUACCCGAGUGCGGUGGAACAUUUCAAGAAACAGUUUGCUUACCUCGAGGAACAUUACAAGAAUGGUACUUCUCAUAAUCCCCCCGAGAGGCAGCAGCAUGCAUCAUUACCAAGGGCUUGCGUAUUGUACUCUGAUAACAAUCAUCCGAUGGCACAACAGAAUUCAGUUGAAGUCACUGAUGGACUUUCCAAGUGUAGCAUCAGAGACGAGAGACCUCGAGGUGCAGACAGGAAUGCUCAGAUGCCAAUGUCGAGAGUUCCUAUUAACGUCCCUCAAACGGUUCAAGGUGCUGCAGUAGCUAGACCUGGAAAAGUAGUUGGAUCAGUCUUACGCUAUAACAACUGCGGCGCAGCCACAGGCGUUGAAGCUCUUGAACAACAACAGCGUAGGAUGGUCAGAAAUCCAGCUGCCGCGUCGCAAUACCCAAAGAGGACUCAACCUUGCAAAAGUAACAGAGCAGAUGAAGAUUGUGCCGCCGCCGAAGGUCCAAGCAGAUUGAAACCAAACGCUCAGUAUAUACCACAGAAAGUGGCUGCAGCACAAGAUACUGCAAUGAGUCGCUGGUACUAGACAUUAUGUUUUGGUCUCGUUGAAGCUUUACUACUUCACGGCUUAGGGGAGAAGGCCCUUUGAAUCAUCCAUCGCAUUAUCAAGAGAGCGAAACUUGAAGAGAGUAAGACAUGGCUUAAGAGCGAGAUGAUAGAAAGAAAGGGUGAGAAGAUAAAGAAGAGUCUUCUUAUAGAUCGUGUCAUGUAAUUUGUCUUCAUACCUUUUGUGUUCUUAAGACAACCUUUGUUUAUCGAUGUUGUAACAAUUAUACUGCCUACAAUUCUUAUAUCCCCUGAACUCAUAUCUGUUUCACCUAACCUAAUACUCUGAUAAACACAGAGAUUAAUCCCCAAAUUUCAUUGGAUCUUUGAUU
Messenger RNA from Camelina sativa (false flax), 2305 nucleotides. RefSeq names its product mitogen-activated protein kinase 16. The record is from RefSeq and is a predicted model, not a curated record. Gene Ontology annotation, biological process: cell wall modification; protein phosphorylation. NCBI's taxonomy places the organism in Eukaryota, Viridiplantae, Streptophyta, Magnoliopsida, Brassicales, Brassicaceae. Gene Ontology annotation, molecular function: ATP binding; pectinesterase activity; protein kinase activity.